Pogonomyrmex barbatus (red harvester ant) is the source of this 1315-nucleotide messenger RNA. RefSeq names its product ATPase phospholipid transporting 8B (gene ATP8B). Gene Ontology annotation, cellular component: trans-Golgi network; plasma membrane. NCBI's taxonomy places the organism in Eukaryota, Metazoa, Arthropoda, Insecta, Hymenoptera, Formicidae. Gene Ontology annotation, molecular function: ATPase-coupled intramembrane lipid carrier activity; ATP binding; magnesium ion binding. The record is from RefSeq and is a predicted model, not a curated record. Gene Ontology annotation, biological process: phospholipid translocation; Golgi organization.
UGGUCGGGCCCCGCCGUGACGCACACCCUCCCUUCUUAUCGCUCGAUCGGAGAUUUUUCCGCGACCUUAACCCUGUGAGGAAAUUCAAUCGAUCUUCGAGCACAUGUCGGAGACUAUAAGAACUCGCGCGCAGGUCCAUAGAUAUGCAUCUCGAGGGAAAGAUCUAAGGCGACGACGCGUCGGCAUCGAAAAGCCAGCCAUUGAAAACGUUUAAUCGUCAGCGAAAAGUUUCCUUCUGGAAAUUUCACUAUGAUGCGAUAUCGCUAUGAUGACGUAGACGAGAGCAGUGAUCGGAGAAAGUCACAGAUUGAUUAAGACUCGGAUCGCGCCGACUGUUUAUCGUGUGUGAGUGUAGGAACGGAAGCGUGCGAAGGGCGAAUUUCUUCCGACGGUCACGAAGAGCGAAAUGAAAGUCUUACUAUGCUAAGAUAUGACGACGAAGAGCCGUCUGCAAGAUUGCACCCACGAGAUUUAACAACGUGGGAGUCGAUCAGUGAGACUUGGCGGCGUGUGAGGGUGGUGUCCACGGGCACCACCGAAAGCUGGGGCAUCUCGAGGACAAGGAGAAGGUCCUGGAGGAGGAAGAGGUGGCUCGCAGGCGGGAGGGAAGACCGGAGGUGACUAUCCACCCCACAUGGACGCCACCCCCAAAAGACCACCCGUACCCCCCACACCGGAUAUCCUGUCGUCAUUAUCUCGCCGCGGAAUAUCCGACUUAAGUGUCGUCGCGGUAUCACCGCGUCGUGCCUUACGUCACCGUCAACGUCGUCGAAUAUCCAGCAGGAGACCCCCUUCAUUGCUCUUCGGUGGUGACUGUCAUAUACCGAAAACAUCAUCAAAAACGUCAUCCCUGUCGUCACCUACGUGCCUCAAUUUUCUUUGUCUUCUGCGUCCCGCGAUAGAAGGACCAUCGAUUUCACGUCGUCUCUUUAACGUCUUUGGAACGGAACGUCGCGCUCGAGGAUCGUCUGUCGCUGCUGGCAGUGAGACGAUUCUGUUUAUAAAUAAUCCCACGUGGCACCUGAACACGACGACGUUAAUCACUCGCCAAGCAGUGAGGGAAUUUUUUACGCAUCGCAUUUUUAUACCGCGUCACCGCGCGUUUGAUGCCUACUUUACAACAGCUGACCAGCGUCGAGCCGGGAGAUCGUUCCGUUUAACGGCCGUCAUCUUCCGCAUCGGCGGACAUAUCGACAGACUCCGUCCAGAAGCGCCUAACUCGAAAGUACAGCCUAAAGCUAAACCACGCAAACAAUGUCACGCAGCGCUGCCACGCGGCCUAUGCAAGUACUACAGAAAAAAGGAAAAUGAUUAA